This is a messenger RNA of Aspergillus niger, 1635 nucleotides long. RefSeq lists its product as uncharacterized. The record is from RefSeq and is a predicted model, not a curated record. Bases 1 to 1635 code for a protein of 544 amino acids. Gene Ontology annotation, biological process: transmembrane transport. The transcript has 4 exons. Lineage: Eukaryota; Fungi; Ascomycota; Eurotiomycetes; Eurotiales; Aspergillaceae. Gene Ontology annotation, molecular function: transmembrane transporter activity.
AUGGCUGCCUCCUCCACAGGUGAUCCCAGGAUAACUACCAAGUCAGAACAAGAUGCCAACAGUUCUGCGCAAGGCCAGCAUGCGGUCAAUACUGAAGUCAACAAUGAACUGCCAGAAACGAACCCAAACGCGAUGCACGGCUUCAAGCUCUUUGCCAUUUUUGCCAUUCCAUCCAUUACAGCCGACUUCCAUGAUACCGCCCAACUGGCCUGGUAUCCAGCUGCGUACUCGCUCACAACAUGCGCAUUGACUCCGCUAGCAGGGAAGUUGAGCUCAAUGUUUCCGCUCCGUUGGAUCUAUGUCUCCUUCUUCUCUAUAUUCCUGAUUGGCAGCCUCGUGUGCGGCUUUGCGCCAAACAGCAACACCUUCAUCGCGGGUCGCGCAAUAGCUGGUAUCGGGGCAUCCGGUGUCGCAAGUGGCGGCUUCGUUAUCGUCCUGACCGUAUCCCCGGAAAAGUCAAAGCCAGUGCUGCUCGGAAUAUGCAGCAGUUGCUUCGCUAUGGGCCUUAUCCUAGCACCCGUCAUUGGUGGAGCAUUUACGCAGUACGCUACUUGGCGGUGGUGUUUCUGGGUUAAUCUUCCUCCUGGUGCUCUGACAUUGCUGGCGAUGCUGUGCUUUUUCAGGCCUCCGUCAAUACAGCGCGACCGGACUGCUGUCCAACGGAUCAUCGACUUGGAUCUCAUCGGUUGUGCUAUUUUCAUUCCGGGUAUCUUCAUGCUUCUUCUUGCUAUGAUGUGGGGCGGUACAAAAGAGUCGUGGGACUCAGCGACGACCAUUGGCCUAUUUGUAGGAUCUGCCGUCAUGCUUAUCAUCUUUGUUUCCUGGGAAGGCUAUAAGGGUGAGGACGCAAUGAUACCGGGUAAUAUGGUUGCCAGACGGACAAUCACCUUUAGUGUCGUGUUCUCAUUCUUCCAUUUCGGUUCUGUCGGUAUUAUGAAUUACUAUCUUCCUGAGUGGUUCCAGGUAGUGGAAGGCGCCAGUCCGUUGGAAAGUGGCACGCGAACUCUGGCUUCGGUGCUCGCUCAAAUAGUCGGGACCCUGUCUGCUGGAUUUCUAGCACGCAAAAUACACUACUACAACCCUUGGCUGUACAUCGGCCCCCUCUUCAUGUGCACUGCAGCAGCACUAUACACACACUUCUCGACCUUUCACACCCCAUCCAGCCAAUGGAUCGGCUUCCAAGUCAUUCAGGGUCUUGGUGUCGGCAUGGCACAGCAAAUGCCAUCGCUCAUCAUCCAGCAUUCCGUGCGCGACAAACCAGAGCUCAUGCCGGCCGCGAUAUCUCUGAACCUAUUCUUCCAGUACUUAGGGGCCACUAUCACGCAAUCCCUUGGCGGUAUCGUAUUUCGCUCAAUCCUACUCCCGGAAUUGGCAGACCAUGCUGGUUUGAAUGCUGAUCAAAUCGCGCUGGUGUCCGCUGCUGGAAUGGCGGAUGUACGUGAUACCGUUGACAAAUAUUUUCCCAAUCUGUUAGAUCUCGUUCUGGAAGCUUAUAAUAAGGCUAUUACUUCAACUUUUUAUGUUGCUGUUGGGACUACAGCUGCGGCGUUCUGCUUGGCUUUUGGGGUGAAGUGGGAGAGAAUUACUGAGAAAGCGACAAAUGGUCCGGAAGAGGCCGUAGCUGAAGAGAAGUAG